Messenger RNA from Danaus chrysippus (African queen), 234 nucleotides. NCBI's taxonomy places the organism in Eukaryota, Metazoa, Arthropoda, Insecta, Lepidoptera, Nymphalidae. The record is from the annotation of a GenBank genome assembly.
AUGAAGGGUGAAGGUAUACAAGGCAGUAGACAGAAGGUCCCGGGUCAUGUAAUUAGUCAACAGUCGGACGCGGGACGACGCCUGGCGUCCUGGUUGUGUGCGGUUGUGUGUGUUGCGCGCGCACCUCAUUCAAGGUUCGGGUCCGGCGGGGCGGGGGCGCGCGGGGGCCGCGGGGCGGGGAGCCGCAGCGGUCAGAGCCGAGCGCGGCUCGCGAGCGGUCGGGUGUGUGCGUGA